This is a messenger RNA of Linum trigynum, 1651 nucleotides long. Lineage: Eukaryota; Viridiplantae; Streptophyta; Magnoliopsida; Malpighiales; Linaceae. The record is from the annotation of a GenBank genome assembly.
AUUAGGCAAACCAUGGUCAAGUCAGAACCAUAAAAUAAAGGUAAAAGAAUUAAUAACCUUCCAUCACUAAAACUAUGUUAAUAAUUAUACCAUGUUUGCGUCCAUUUGGCCCUUCAAGAAGAGUCAAUAAAUAGAGACCAUGAGCACCGUGAAAUAGACACAGUAAUAGGCAAAUCAGCACUUCUCUUCAGUCCUUGGCCGACGAUUCUCAUCUCAAAAGAUAGACGCCCAAAAUGAAUCUCAGGAUUAAUUUUCUCUUGGUGGGAGCGGUGUUUGCAGUUUUGUUUAGUGUAAUGAACUGCAGUGAGCUAAGUCUUCCCACAGACCAAACUGGUGAUGGAAUCAAACUCUUCAAUGUCAUGGCUUUUGGUGCCACGGGAACUGGAACCACAGAUGACUCUAACGCAUUUAUAAAUGCAUGGAAAGCAGCUUGUGGAGCAGUCAGCAGUAGUCCUGUUAUCCUUAUUCCUCAAGGAAAGACAUUCUUGUUGAAACCAAUAUGGUUCCAAGGCCCUUGCAAAUCGCCUAUCCAAGUUCAGGUGAAGGGAAAAUUAUUGGCACUUCCCAACCUAGGAAGUUGGAAAGGGCUGGAUAUCCACGAGUGGCUAGCAUUUUCACAAGUACAAGGAUUGAUUAUAGAUGGACAGGGCCAGGGCCAAAUCGACGGCCAAGGAUAUAAUUGGUGGAAGGCUUGCUCUAAUUCCAAUGAUUGCACCAGGCCAACUGCACUUAGAAUUUCGAACUGCGUUAAUGUUCGAUUAAGUGGGUUGAAGCACUUCAACAGUCAGAGAAAUCACAUAUCGAUCGACGGAUGUAACAAUGUGAUUGUUUCCGGGCUCCAUAUUUCCGCUCCUGAACAAAGUCCCAACACGGACGGUAUUGACAUCGCAGGCUCGACAAAUAUUCAUGUUAUGAACAGUGUCAUUCAAACUGGUGACGAUUGUAUUGCAAUCAACACACAAUGCUCCAAUAUUAAUAUUACUGGAGUGACUUGUGGACCUGGUCAUGGCAUAAGUGUUGGAAGCUUGGGGAUGAAUGGAGAAGUCGCUAAAGUGGAGGGAAUCUAUGUACAAAAUUGUACCUUUACUGGAUCAACAAAUGGAGCUCGUAUUAAGACUUGGCAGGGAGGAGCUGGAUAUGCAAGACACAUAAUUUUCGACGACAUCACAUUGAUCAACACGGAUAACCCUAUUAUUAUUGACCAAUAUUAUUCUCCUAACGGUGUAAACCAGACAUCGGCAGUACAGAUAUCAGAUGUUUCAUAUUCGAGGAUACGUGGCACAUCAGCUACUCCUACUGCUAUAAGGUUGAUGUGCUCUCAGACACAGGGUUGUACUGAUAUCAUAUUAAUGCACAUCAAGAUAACAUCGGCUCAUUCAUCGACACCGACAUCCUCGAAAUGUAUCAAUGCUCAUGGAAAGUACACAGACUCCAUCCCUAAAGUGGACUGCUUGUUGCCCUAGUCAAGAAGAUUUGAAGAUGGAGAAGAAUAUGUGAAGGAAGCCAAAAUCUGUUGGCACCUCUUUUCCCCCUUCUUUUAGUUUCUUUGUCAAGGAAUAAUUUGCAGUCUCUGAAUUGAACUCGAGACGUUGUUGCAAUCAAUAUAUCUAAAACAACAUACUUGUGUAUGAAAUAAAGAAAAUGAAUUGAU